Messenger RNA from Mytilus californianus (California mussel), 4643 nucleotides. RefSeq lists its product as uncharacterized. The transcript has 3 exons. NCBI's taxonomy places the organism in Eukaryota, Metazoa, Mollusca, Bivalvia, Mytilida, Mytilidae. The record is from RefSeq and is a predicted model, not a curated record. Bases 549 to 1811 code for a protein of 420 amino acids.
CAAAUAUUUACUUUAUCAAAGCAAGUUCUAAAACAUACCACAUUUGAAGGUAUCCAAAUUUUUGUAAGAUGUGUAGUUUUAUGUCAAUGAUUGAUUGAUUUCAUUGUGUUUAACGCCACUUUCAACACUAGUGUUCUAUUUUAUGGUACUCAGUAUUUAUUGAUGGAGAAAGCAGGAUUGCUUAGAGAGUACUGAAACCUUCAGUAGGAAAAUUGACAAUCUGAGUCAAUUGAGAUUAAAAGUCUAGACUAAUAAAAUAAUUAUCAUAGUAAAACAAAAAGCGCACCUGCAUGUGCAGGAUUUUGAAUUCCCAACCUCAGUGUUUAAAGGCUAGUGAUACAGUAAUUCAACUACUAAUAGAACAGUGUCUUAUCAUGUAUAUGAAGCUUGUAUUUUUAUCACAUUCAUUUGUUUUCUUUUUUUUUAAUUGCAUUUUAUAUACUACAGUUUCUGCAUAUAAUUACGUUUUUUCUGUUUUAGGUCUUUAAACCGUUAAAAGUGAGUCUAGACACUACAGAUGUAAAGAUAAAAAUCCAGUAAUUUGUAGCAUGGAGAAAUUUCCUUGCCUAGCAGCACUAGGCUUUUCAGUUUCUGUGAAUAAAAGACUGGAGAUAGAUGAAGUAGAAGACAAAUUUAUAACUAAUAAACUACUUCUUGAAUUGAACAGCAUUAAAGAAAGGUCCAAUGGUGAUUACACAUACCAGGAUGUCCUCAACUGGAUAUCAAGUCUUUGUGGUAAAGAAAAUGUAACCAACAAAAGCUUAUAUUUAAAGGUAAAAUCAAUACUACUGAAAAUCAAGACAACAGUUUCAAAGCUAAAAAAAAGCAAACUUAACAGUGAACAUGUUGAAAAUUAUUUAAAUUUGGUGAUAGACACUGAUACAUUAUUAGAAAUUCCACACAAUCCAAGAAGAAGGAAGCAUCAUAUCAUUGAAACAUAUGAUACAGAAAACAUUUCAAAUGUGAAAUCAAAGAAAAGAAAAACAAAUGAAUUGAAAUACAGAAAUAAAAGCAGCACAUGGAGAGAGGCAAAUAGGAAACUUAAUUUCAAACUUCAAAACUGCGAAAAACAGUUAAGUCAGACAAAAAGAAAAUUGAAAAUAUUACAGAUUCAAAACAAAAUAAACAAGAAAAAAUAUACCAAAGUAUUCAAAUUUAUGACAAAAUGUAGAAGUAAGACCGAAUUAGAGACAAAAAGAGAUAAAGAGAAAGUGCGAUAUUGGAAAACGCAAACUAACAAAAUAAAGCAGCAAACUCAAACUAAACUGGACAAUUUGAAAACAGCCAUAGAAACCCAUGAAGAAAUACAUAGACUAAAUCGCUUAGAAAUCACAGAUCUAAAAGACAGAUUACAUGACUUGGAAUUGGAACUAGAAAAAGAUGAACACACUGCCGAAAUAGAUUUAACAAAGCACAGUAAAUUUGGAAGAUAUACCUAUACAGCAGAGACAGAUUUAUGCAUAAUGGAAUUAUUGAACUGCCAUGUUCCCUUUGAUAGAGUUGAUACUGUCAUAAAAAGUGUUCUUUCUCUGUGCAAGUUGAAAGCUAAAGAUGAAACCUUACCAAAGAAAGAUUAUGUUUCAUCUGUUAAUGUCCGUAGACUUGCCAUUAGUCAAGCUCACAUUGCAGAGACAUGCAUAGAAGAAAACAGAACAUUGUACACUGACGAAACAAGAAAAAAUGGACAUUCAUAUGGCGUUUUCAUAACAUCCAAUGAAAACCAAGAACCUUGCUUAUUGGGACUGAAGCACAUGUCAAGUAAAGCAUCAAACAGAGUUAGAAACACUGAAAGAAAUUUUAAAAGAAAUUGAGGAUCGUACUCAAUAUUUGCAAAAUGAAAAUCCUCCAAGUUCGGCUUAUAACAUUUUAAAAAAUAUCUCAAAAACAAUGUCUGAUAGAGCUGCGACAGAAAAAUCAUUCCAGCAACUUCUGCAAGAUUACAGAACAACUCUUCUGAAAGAAAACAUGGAUAACUUUAAUGAACUAUCAGAACCAGACCAAUUACUGAUUACCAAAAUGAAUAAUUUCUUUUGUGGUCUUCAUCUUUUAGUCAAUAUUGCAGAUUUAAUGUGCAGUAUCUUCAAAGAAUGGGAGCAGACUGUGAUGAACAAACAAGUAGGUGGGGAGUCUGCAAUUAUAAAAACAGUUAGAGAAGUAUGCAAGGCAUUUGUUCCUGGCGUGGACAAAAAAAAUAGAGCAUCACUAGAGCUAAAAACAUACCUGUCAAGAAUCAACGUUAAAUUUCAAUUGAAGGCAUUCCAGAGUAACCGAUUCAACAUUGUCUUCCAUAAUAGAGGAGUAAUAUAUUACCUUCGUGAACAUUUCAUUUACUUCCUUGAAAAAUCCGAAGGCAAUACAAAUACAUUGAAUAUGCUGAUGAAAGACGUAUUGAGAAAUUUGAAAUGAAGUCACAAUAUUGUAGGAUUAAGGGCAUUAGGAGUUUUCAAUAAAUUUAUAACAACACCUCUUUGGAAAAUUAUUGAAGCUGACAAUACACAUAUUAUAGACAUGAAUGCGCACUACCAUAAUCUCAUCCAAUUUUUAGAAGAUGUUGCGACAAAUGUAGAAUCAGCAAACGAACUCUUAACUGGCGAAAGGCGGUCAUUCCCCAAUAUAAAGAUAAAGAAAGAUGAAGUCUGGGAAGUUUUGGUCAAACAACAGACCAAUGAUGCAGAGACUGUGAGUCUGUUGAUGCAGAUGGCUGCCGCAACAUGCAAAUCAUUAAAAGAAAAAGUAAAAGAUCACUUACCCGGUGGAAAAUUUGAAAAUGUUACAGCAGAGGUACAAAUACAAAUGAAAUCAGUCAUUCCACACAACAAAUUACCUGAGUGGGUAUUUGGAUACCUGGAUUGGCUCCUUAAACACAGACCAAAUUCAACUAGACUAGCCAACGAAGCACACAUCGUUUACAAAUUGAACAAAACAUCAGAGUGGCUCCACAAAAAAAGUGAACUAGAGAUUGAAAAGCUAGUUCAAUGGUCAAAGAGAAUGUUACCCAUUAUCAAGUUUCAGGAGAAAGAGAGAAUCAAAGAAAUAAAAAAACAAAUGGAGGAUUUAAGCAAAGCAAAGGAAGAAAAAAGCAAGACAAAAAAAGCCAAACAACAGGAAGAGAAAAGAGAAUUACUGGAUGCCAUCUUUUUACAAGGGCUCUGGAAGUCAAGGCAAGAAAUAGAAAUGAAACUACAACAGAAGUCAAAAACACAGAAAAGAAAGAUGCUGACUAAUCAAAUAAAAUUUAUACAGUUAAUCCUAGAACAAUCAUCUGACAAAAAAAAACUUUCCAAAUAAGCAGAAUUGAAGGCAAGCCAGUUACUGUAGAUAGACUGAUGUCGAACUUAGAGAUCUUAAUAAGAUUGGAAAAUGUAUCAGAAGUAGAAGAAGAAGUAGAAGAAACACUGACAGAAGAAUGAAAGGCGACAUAACAUUUACUUAAAAUUGAAAUAAAACACAUUUUCUUUUUGAUGUAUUUUAAAUAUAAACAAUUGGAGAUGUUAGAUAAACUUAAAUAAGACAGCAACCUAACAGCUCAAUCACAAUAUAUAUCUAGAGGUCAUGUCAAACUGUAUGCAAAAAAUGAAGAUUGUGGUUUACAUUGAAAUUUUAAUACAUAUAUAAUAUAGUUUGGUUGAAAGUUAGCUAUUCUUUAAGGCGUUGAUACAAUUUGCCAAAUUUAUUUAGAUUUCUUUUUUAAGAACUUGUCAAUGAAUGUUUUCUCUAUUCCAUGUUUAGCAUAGUAUAUCUGUAUAAAAAUAAGGUGAUGUGGUAUGAUUGCCAAUGAGACAACUGUUUUUGAUUUUUUUUUGGAUAUCUUCUUUUCCUGUCUGGCUAUGUCUUUUAUGGCCACUUCAUAUGGACUCCCCUCCGUGAUGAGUUUGCAUGGUAACUAUGUAACAUUAAUAUUUUAUUUCUUGCAUAUUUUUAAGGAAUAGCAUUCUUUUAAUGUGUCAUGACAUUAAACAUGAUAUACAUUUUUUAGAAAUUUUUAUGGAAUGAAAUAACGUUAUUUUCUGAACAUCAAUUUUUGCUGAAAUGGGAUGUUUUGGUACGGCUAUGACCUUCUCCGUGCUCUCUAUAGUACAUUAACAUAUAUAAUAAUUGUUUGAUAGUGAUUCAUUAUGUAUAUGUUAAAUUACUAAGGUAUUUCAAAAGUGCAAUAUGACAAUUAUUUAGUCUAGUGCCAUAAGAUCAAAACAAGCCAAUUCCUCCAGGGUAGAAAACGCGCCAAAAGGGGAGACAAUGUCCUCGAAAAAAAAUGUCCCAUACUGAUGACCAGAAAUAAUGUCUUUUUUUCAAUAGGUAUUAAGUAUUCUUCAAAUUGGGGUACACAAAAAAUUCUCUUCUGUUGAAAUGGCGAAAGCUGCAGAGUCACUACUUAUGUCAUAUUUAAAUGUUAUCGGUGUCUUAUGUCAUAACUAAAUGUUAUUGGUUACAUGUUACAAACCACUUUAAUCGGUGUCUUAUGCCAUAACAAAAUGUUAUAUGUCUCAUGUUAGAAAUCACUCCAAUCGGUGUAUUAUGCCAUAACUAAAUGUUAUUAGUCUCAUGUUAGAACCCACUUUAGUCGGUAUCUUAUUAAAUAACUUAAUGUUAUUAGUCUCAUGUUAGAACCCACUUUAGUCGGUAUCUUAUUAAAUAACUUAAUG